UGUGGGGCUGCUCCCCGCGGGGCGGCUCCUGCCACCCGGCCCCCCGCUCCCCACCUUCCCGCCGCCCUCUCACCGCCGCCCCUUCCCUCCCUCCCUCAGGACAACCGGACCGCGCUGCACUGGGCCUGCUCGGCGGGACACACGGACGUCGCCGACCUCCUCCUCGGCCUCGGCGUGCCUGUGGGCGAUAAGGACGAUGCUGGUUGGACUCCAUUACAUAUUGCUGCUUCAGCAGGCCGUGAUGAAAUUGUGAAAGCCCUCAUUGCCAGGGGUGCUCAUGUGAAUGCUGUCAAUCAGAACGGCUGUACGCCCCUGCAUUAUGCAGCCUCCAAAAAUAAGCAGGAGAUUGCAAUCAUGCUUUUAGAGAACGGAGCUGAUCCGGAUGCAAGAGAUCAUUUUGAAUCCACCCCAUUACACAGAGCAGCAGCCAAAGGAAACCUAAAAAUGGUACAGAUCCUUCUGCAGCACAAUGCAUCUGUUAAUAUACGGGAUUCUGAAGGGAAUACUCCUCUUCAUUUAGCCUGCGAUGAAGAGAGAGUGGAGGAGGCAAAGCUCCUGGUGUCUCAUGGUGCAAGUAUUCACAUUGAGAAUAAAGAAGAACUGACUCCACUGAAAGUGGCAAAGGGUGGCCUGGGAGCCAUACUUAAAAGAAUGGUGGAAGGGUAGUGGGGACUUCUGGCUUGACUCUUUCCUGUUGCACUUGUAUUUAAGACUGCAUUCUUUGUAUUUUGAUAGUUCAGUUAGGUUGUUGUGUAUGAACAUCAGCAUGGUAAUAUCUCCUUCAAGUACAGUGCCAAAACAACUGUUUGUACUUCCUGUUAAUUAAAUAGGUCACUGAUUUUAAAGUGUUUUUCAAUAUCUUGCCAUUUUCUUUCAGUUCACAGUAUUGUCUGUAUAAAUGUAAUCAUUCCUUCUAUUUCAGAACUAAUUUAGGAUUAUGUCUCAAGCAACAGGACCAAAAAUGUGUUAACCACUUCAAGUCAAUUUUAUUUUGGAAGCUUAUUCUACAGUCUUUGUUUUUUCCCUUAGCCUUUGUGAUUAGUGUGUGAUCUUUGUUUGCUUUUUUUGUGGGUACUGAUUCUCUUCCUUCAGAUUAUUCUGAACUCAUUGUAGAUUGUAGUUUGCUCAGUUAUUUAGAUAAUUCUAUUCAAUUUUACUAUUCUUAGUCUAUUUAAGUGAACUCUGUGUAUUUAAAGCUUUUAUGUUGUUAUCUAUUGUUAGCCUGUUUCUUUGAAUCUUUCUUUGAUGAAGUGCACUGGACUGCUUGCAGAAUGCAGACACAGUUUCAGGGUUACCUCAGCACACAUACCAUUAUAUAAUGGAUAGCUCUGAACACUUCUCUGGGAUGUACUUCCAAUCUAAUUUUAUUUCCUCUUGCUCCUUCUGUAGAUUUCUUUUUCUGUUCUGACUCCCAUUACAUAGCACUGACGCUCACAGUUUACCAUCUUAUUUUAUAACAGAAGCCUGGUUUAAUCUCUAUUUACUCAUAGAAAAUCCUGGUGUUAAGUUAUUAGAAGGCAGAGCUAAUGAGUCUGAGUCUGAAAAGUGACCUUCUGUUCUGAUGUUGUAAAGAUCGCUUUUGCCACUGGUAGGAUAAAUUUCCCCCUUCUGAACAAACAAUGCUGAUGAAAUUCUGUGAAAUAAAGAACUUUCC
Messenger RNA from Athene cunicularia (burrowing owl), 1654 nucleotides. RefSeq names its product proteasome 26S subunit, non-ATPase 10 (gene PSMD10). The transcript has 4 exons. The annotation marks the transcript as partial. The record is from RefSeq and is a predicted model, not a curated record. Gene Ontology annotation, molecular function: protein binding. Lineage: Eukaryota; Metazoa; Chordata; Aves; Strigiformes; Strigidae.